CGCCCUCUCCUCCUUUCCUCCGCCCCCGGCCACGGAGCGCCGCCCAUCUUCCGCUCUUCCUCACGUCGUCUCCCUCCCUCUCUCUCUACACAGAAAAGAACCCAUCAUCAAACCCCUAGCUACGUACGUCGUUGGGUGGGUGACGAUGUCGCCGCCGACGAACGGCGCCACCACGUUCGCCUUCACGCCCAUGACGGCGGCGAGCCUGCCCGACGCGCUGCUCUUCCCCUUCGACGGCUUCUCCGCCGACGACUUCUUCAACGCUGCCCCGCCUCCUCCUCCUCCGCCAGGCGUCGACCCGAACCGCCCCUUCCUCCUGCCGUUCUCCUCCUACAACAACGUCGACGUCCACGGCAGCGCCGGCUUCGGUCCGGAGGCCCUCGCCAUCGCGGCGCCGACGUCGACCGUGGCCACCACCGGGAGCUCCUCCUCCGCGCCGCGGUCGCUACCGCUGAUGCCGAGCAUGGGCGAGAGGACGUCGCGCUACCGCGGGGUGACCAGGCACAGGUGGACGGGGCGGUACGAGGCGCACCUGUGGGACAACACGUGCCGGAGGGAAGGCCAGAAGCGCAAGGGACGACAAGUUUACUUGGGUGGCUAUGAAAAAGAAGAUAGGGCUGCUAGGGCAUAUGAUAUUGCCGCGCUGAAAUACUGGGGUGCUAACGCUAUCAUCAACUUCCCUAAAGAAAACUACAUCAAGGAGAUUGAGGAGAUGCAAAACAUAAGCAGGCUGGAACUUGUAGCUUCACUGAGGAGGAAGAGCAGUGGCUUUUCUAGAGGUGCAUCCAUCUACAGAGGUGUCACAAGGCACCACCAACAUGGACGCUGGCAGGCAAGAAUUGGUCGUGUUGCAGGCAACAAGGACUUGUAUCUUGGGACUUUUGCAACUGAAGAAGAAGCGGCGGAGGCGUACGACAUCGCGGCGCUCAAGUUCAGGGGCGACAACGCCGUGACCAACUUCGAGCCGAGCCGGUACAACCUGGAGGCGAUCGCCCGCAGCGACCUUCCGAUCAACGGGCCAGGGAGGCGGCUGAACAGCUACAACUACAAGCCGCCAGCAGCGCCAGAAGCGCAGCAGGUCCAGCAGAUCACCUUCGCCACCUCCGCACCUCCAUUCCCGCAGCAGCUGAGCAAUGGCGUGUCCCCCUGCCUCCUCCACACCCUUCUGCAGCUCCCGCCCUCUGCUGCGCCCAUGCACGCUCUGCCGCUGUCGAGCUACGGCGGCGUCGGGGUGCCCGCCUUCUACUGGCCCUUCGGCGAAGUGGAGCAGAAGGUGCAGCUCGACGGCAAGAUGGAAGUGGUUGACGGUAUCCUUCAGCUUGCCAACCCUGCCGUUUAGUCACUGGAUUCUGAUAGGUGCCGGUGCUUUUGGAGAAGUGAUCCGAUGUGUUUUGGUUGGGACCUGGGUAACUGGGAUGUGAUAGAUCCACCUUUUGCUGGUGCUGGUGUGGAACUGACCACCUGAACAUAGGUAUAGCCGUGCCGUUUGGUUAAUCUGUCAUCUUUAUCUGUAAAGAUGGGUUUAAGACAGCUAGUGAACUUGACUAGAUGCUGCUUUUGAGAAGCGAUAGCGACAUUAGGGCUAAGCCUAGAAGGGCAGUAGUAGUAGCUGGGACUAUCUAGAGCAUGUCCUUCAACGCCACUGAACUGAAAUUUGUGGUGCACCUCAGAAUGAUAUUGGUUAAGUUAUCUGUUAA
Molecule: messenger RNA, 1697 nt
Organism: Lolium perenne
Lineage: Eukaryota; Viridiplantae; Streptophyta; Magnoliopsida; Poales; Poaceae
Product: AP2-like ethylene-responsive transcription factor BBM
Biological process (GO): regulation of DNA-templated transcription
Molecular function (GO): DNA binding; DNA-binding transcription factor activity
Source: RefSeq, a predicted model, not a curated record